GUAUAUUUAUACUAGAUGCAACAAAACUGCAAAGCGUUUGUCAUGAGACAGCAAGUGGGCUUUCAAACUGAAAUGAGGAGUGGGUUAACCAUGCUGUUUCAACCAGCAAGAGAGGAAUAACAGGAAACCUGGAUUGAUUUGACCAACUUUCUUGGCAAUGAGGAUGGCCAGGCACAGGUAGACGGCUACUGACGCAGGCUAUUUAAGGUUUCUUAAGGAAGAGUGAGUGCCAACAUCGGAGAAUAAAAAUGAUGCUGAGCCCGGACCAGGCGGAGGCGGACCUCUCCUGGACUCAGUCCGACCCGGAGUCCAUUCUGAACGGCCUCAAGUCGGCCGGCUGCACCUCGGACGAGCCGGCGGAGGGCGAGGAGAGGGCCAAGUGUAAAGGCGACCAGCCGCUGAGCAGGGAGGAGAAGAGGCGGAGGCGGAGGGCCACGGCCAAGUACCGCUCGGCCCACGCCACCAGAGAGAGGAUCCGGGUGGAGGCGUUCAACGUGGCCUUCGCGGAGCUGAGGAAAUUACUCCCCACUUUGCCCCCGGACAAGAAACUCUCCAAGAUCGAGAUCCUCAGACUGGCUAUAUGCUACAUCUCCUAUCUCAAUCAUGUGCUGGAUGUUUAAAA
Molecule: messenger RNA, 622 nt
Organism: Perca flavescens (yellow perch)
Lineage: Eukaryota; Metazoa; Chordata; Actinopteri; Perciformes; Percidae
Product: helix-loop-helix protein 2-like
Exons: 2
Coding region: 249-620 (123 amino acids)
Biological process (GO): regulation of transcription by RNA polymerase II
Molecular function (GO): RNA polymerase II cis-regulatory region sequence-specific DNA binding; DNA-binding transcription factor activity, RNA polymerase II-specific; protein dimerization activity
Source: RefSeq, a predicted model, not a curated record